AUGCCACACCCCCUCCUCCUCCUCCUCUUCCUCCCCCUCCUCACCACCGCCGCACCCCUCACCCCCCGCCAAUCCAGCCCCUCCUCCUGCGCCCCCAUCACCGUCAUCUUCGCGCGCGGCACCACCGAAACCGGCGACCUGGGCGCCGUCGUCGGGCCCCCGCUGCAGGCGGCCCUCGAAGCUAAACUCCCGGGAAAGGUCGCCGUGCAAGGGGUGCCCGCGCCCGCGUACCCGGCCGACGUCGCGGGCUACCUGGCGGGCGGGUCGGCGACGGGGGCGGCGAAGAUGGCGGAGAUGGCGAGGGAGGUGGUUGCGGGGUGCUCUGGGGAGGAGGUGAUGGUUGUGUUGGCGGGGUAUAGCCAGGGCGGGCAGCUCGUGCACAAGGCGGGUGCGCAGCUCGACGCCGCGACGGCGGCGCGCGUGGCCGGGGCCGUCAUCUUCGGCGAUCCGGACAACCCGCAGCCGGUGGAGAACGUGGAGAACUUGAAGGUGUUUUGCGCCGAGGGCGAUCUCAUUUGCGAGGGCCAGCCGGUGAUUCUGGCGCCGCAUCUGAGUUAUGGGGCGGAUGCGGGAGCGGCGGCGGAUUGGAUUGCGGGGGUUACUGGCAAUUGA
Messenger RNA from Diplodia corticola, 612 nucleotides. Its product is annotated as cutinase. Gene Ontology annotation, biological process: carbohydrate catabolic process. Lineage: Eukaryota; Fungi; Ascomycota; Dothideomycetes; Botryosphaeriales; Botryosphaeriaceae. Gene Ontology annotation, cellular component: extracellular region. The record is from RefSeq and is a predicted model, not a curated record. The coding region runs from base 1 to 612 and encodes 203 amino acids. The transcript is spliced from 2 exons. Gene Ontology annotation, molecular function: cutinase activity.